Drosophila persimilis is the source of this 817-nucleotide messenger RNA. It is a transcript of the gene Cpr47Ec, whose product is annotated as larval cuticle protein 65Ag1. Gene Ontology annotation, cellular component: chitin-based extracellular matrix. Bases 376 to 774 code for a protein of 132 amino acids. Gene Ontology annotation, molecular function: structural constituent of chitin-based larval cuticle. The record is from RefSeq and is a predicted model, not a curated record. The transcript is spliced from 2 exons. NCBI's taxonomy places the organism in Eukaryota, Metazoa, Arthropoda, Insecta, Diptera, Drosophilidae.
AUCAAUCGCCGGCGUCAUCACCCAGAUCUGACUCAGACUCAGAGAGCAGAGCAGAGCAGAGCAGAUCUGAUUGACACAUUUCUGGUGAAUACUGACCCAGUGCCGACCCUGACAUUUGAAGCCACAGACAAUUGGAAGUUUUCGGACGUAGCGGCGUCCACAUAAAACGGGAUGCGAUGCAAACAUGUUUGGCAUGUUUAAGUGAAAAGAGCCCCGGCUGGAUGAUAACCGAAAUAUGUGUUGUAGUAUUCGAUUGUGUAUCUAUGUCGGGAUUUGGGUAGUCGGGAGUAUAUAAGCGAACUGGCUGAUCCAUUUCGUGCUCACACGCGCUCAAACUCUCGCUUUCUGCUCCACUCUUGUGUCUGCUCCGUCAUAAUGUACAAAUUCCUCCCUCUGCUCGUCCUAGCUGUGGUGGUGGCCUGCGGCCAUGCCCUGCCCGUGGAGCGCGAAGUGAUUGAGAUCCUCAGCGCGGAGACCAACAAGUUCGCCGAUGGGUCCUACAAUUCCCAGUACUCGACGGCGGACGGAACCAGCCGCCAGGAGGAGGCCAGCGUCGUGGACAAGGACACCGAAGAUGAGGCGCUGGAGGUGAAGGGCUCCUACAAGUACAUCAAUGAAGAUGGCCAGGAGGUGGAGGUCCACUACACAGCGGGCAAGAAUGGUUUCGUGCCCUACGGCUCCAUCAUCAAUCCGGAGAUCACAGCUGUGGCCGAGGCGGCCAAGGAUCUGCCCAAAGAGCCCGAACUGAAACCAAAGGCAUUGCAGGAGGCGUAGUUUUGAAUCGUAUGUAUCUACGAGUAUAAAUAAAACUCCAAAU